Molecule: messenger RNA, 2327 nt
Organism: Salvelinus fontinalis (brook trout)
Lineage: Eukaryota; Metazoa; Chordata; Actinopteri; Salmoniformes; Salmonidae
Product: transmembrane protein 179B-like
Exons: 5
Coding region: 382-1062 (226 amino acids)
Source: RefSeq, a predicted model, not a curated record
CACACUCUCACCCCCACCCCUUCAUUUUUCUCUUAGCCAAUAUUGGAAUUUUGGGGUCUCCAACAAUCCUCCAUUGCGCAUCUAGAAAUAGAGCAACCACCACAAUAUCCAUGUCAAAUUAUUUGAUGAGAUUAUCAUUCAAUUUCUUCACACCAGGACAGGGCAGGUCAAAGAGUUAUUUUAGAUAGUUAUAGUUUGUAUUGGACAUUUCUCGAUUUCUCCGGAUGUAUGCACCGGUGGUUUUCAACUGUGUCGAAUUCGGAGGGAGUUCCAGAACGCAGUUAUAAACGGUUGGAACGCGUCCCGUUUGUAGUCUAGUCAGGCGGUCUGUUAGAUCCCGGAGAGAGAGAGAGAGAGGGAGAGGGCUUGAGUAGGGGACAAAUGAUGGCAAUAGCGAAGAUACCGUGGCUACUUCUCCUCGAGAUGGGAUUGUACGCCAGUUGUUUCGUUUGUGGAAUCGUCACGGCAGCGUCUCUCACUAUCACACAGGGGAGUUUCAGGGGUCUCUGUAUCCUGUACGGGACAGUAAAUCACAACUCGUCAUCAGACUCCAUAUUGGUCCAGACCUCCAGCUCUCCCUCGCUCUGUUACUUUGUCUCUGCUAUCUCAGUCUGUGUAGCAGUGUUCUGUUUCUCUAUAUCACUAUACUGGAUAUAUACAUGCUGCCUGGAUGGAGGGGUUAACAGAGAGCGUCUAUGGCUGAGCGUGACCCUGGUGGUGUGUGGAGUGUUUCUCUUCUUCCUCCUGGUGACGGGCUGUGUGUUGAAGAUAGGAAGAGACUCUCUGUGUGACUCUGUCCUACACGCUGUCCCCAACAUCACCAGCUGUGAAGAGGCUCAGUCUAGGACCUGGAUCAGUCCUUACACUGGAACACAGUUCUACACUGGACUGUACAACGCUGGGACUGCGGUGUGGGUGAACUUCUUUUUCUGGAUUCUGAUUGGCGUGCUGGUGGUGAUCCAGAGAGGUCAAGGGUCAGAGUUCAGAAUGACGGCGGCCGACCCCUUAGCCACGCCCUCUGAGACAGAACCUUUCUUCCCGCGCCCGACCCGGCCCCAGUGACUCAUAACCGUCUCACCUUACGACCUGUUGGCUAGACACGUGUGGAUGUGUGCAAACACAUGACGGAGACAUGCACACACACACACACGGGGGACGGACACACACACACACGGGGGACGGACACACACGUACUCCUCACUGUCUGACCUGUUAGUAGAGAAUGAAUGAACCUCACCCUGUGUAUGUUUUCAGAGAGAGUCCUCCUCACACACACACGUGUACUGUUCCUGGGGUCAGUGUCUAUGCGGAUCUCUGGUUCUGAGUACUGCGCCCCAGUGAAGCAGAGAUGGCCUAGCUGAUUUAAGGCAGCAUCUGUCUCUUCACUGGGCUAAAGGAUUUAACAAACAUAUACCAUUGGUAACACGUAGUGUCACUGUAGCUUGCUCUGUGGUCCCUCCAUCCACAGUCCUUUCUCUGUGGUCCCUCCAUCCACAGUCCUUUCUCUGUGGUCCCUCCAUCCACAGUCCUUUCUCUGUGGUCCCUCCAUCCACAGUCCUUUCUCUGUGGUCCCUCCAUCCACAGUCCUUUCUCUGUGGUCCCUCCAUCCACAGUCCUUUCUCUGUGGUCCCUCCAUCCACAGUCCUUUCUCUGUGGUCCCUCCAUCCACAGUCCUUUCUCUGUGGUCCCUCCAUCCACAGUCCUUUCUCUGUGGUCCUUCCAUCCACAGUCCUUUCUCUGUGGUCCCUCCAUCCACAGUCCUUUCUCUGUGGUCCCUCCAUCCACAGUCCUUUCUCUGUGGUCCCUCCAUCCACAGUCCUUACACCGUGUGUGUGUGUGUGUGUGUGUGUGUGUGUGUGUGUGUGUGUGUGUGUGUGUGUGUGUGUGUGUGUGUGUGUGUGUGUGUGUGUGUGUGUGUGUGUGUGUGUGUGUGUGUGUGUGUGUGUGUAUCCCACUACGGACCACUGCCAAACCAAGGCUACUGCACCACAGUCAGCUUUCAGCAAUGUCACACUGUCCUACAGAAACAGACAGACAGACAGACAGACAGACAGACAGACAGACAGACAGACAGACAGACAGAGACAGACCUUAUGUCUUCCUGACUACUAAGACACAAAGCAACCAUUUUGUUACUGUGUUCCCUUUCUGCCUGCACUUACUUAGAUUCUUUUUUUUAAUUUUUAAAAAGCAAAAACAUGUAUUUUGUUUGAGUGAAUGAAUUAUUGUUGCCAUUUGCUGAUACUGUAUCGUUGAAUCUUUUUUUACAGAGCUUUAUUAAAAGCAGGUAUCGACCAUCCAAUUAAAGAUACAUUUUGUUUGUCAGA